UGUAUUUCUCCCAUAUAAGAGUCAUGUAAUUGAAGAGUUUUGACGUGUGAUUAUUGUUUUCGGAAAUUGGAUUAUAUCCCCUAAGUGCCUUCUAGAAAAGAAAAUGGCCGCGAUUAGGCGAGCAUGCAGCGGAGUGACGCAGAGGAGCUGUAAACAGAGCGUUUUAACAUCUUAUAAUCCACAGAAAAACUACAGUAGUGAUGUUUCCUCUGCUAAAAGACACCAGAUUUUGAUGCUGACGACAUGUCCAGCUCAUCGUAACUGCGUUGAUGCCAUUGGAUAUGCAUCUGUUCGACCCUUCCACACCAGUACACGGUUAUCAAAGAGGAAUUUCUAUGAUGUACUAGGUGUGCCAAAAAAUGCUGACACAAAACAAAUUAAGAAGGCUUAUUAUGAGCUUGCCAAAAAAUAUCAUCCUGAUGUGAACAAAAAUGAUAACAAUGCUGCAGCCAAAUUCCAGGAAGUUUCUGAAGCAUACGAGGUUUUAAGUGACGAUAGCAAGAAGAGGCAGUAUGAUACAUUUGGAACGACGAGUGGGGCAGGUGGAGGACAUCCGGGAGCAGGGUUUGGACAAGGACAACAUGGUGGUUUCCAAGGUUUUUCAGCUUCUGAUCCAGAAGAACUUUUUCGUAAUAUAUUUGGAGACAUUUUUGGAAAAGGUUUUGGUGGAAGUACUGAUUAUGAAGAAUCAAAAUAUGGAUUCGCACCUGCAUCAGAGGUCAUGAUGGACCUAACAUUCCUAGAGGCUGUACGGGGCUGUAAUAAACAGAUCCACUUGAACGUCACAGACACUUGCCCGAGGUGUAAUGGCCGCAAGGCAGAACCUGGUUCCAGUGUCGACACCUGUCCCCAGUGUAAUGGCACUGGAAUGGAGACUAUCAACACAGGUCCCUUUAUAAUGAGAUCAACAUGUCGGCGCUGUAUGGGCAAACGCACAAUUAUCAGCAAACCAUGUUUUGAUUGUCAAGGCAAAGGAAAAAUUAUCCUUCGUAAGAAAGUAAUUGUGCCAGUUCCUGCAGGUGUAGAAAAUGGUCAGACUGUGAGAAUGCCUGUUGGGCAACAAGAGGUGUUUAUAACUUUUAAAGUUUCAAGAAGUCGAGAUUUCCGGCGUGAGGGAGCAGAUAUUCAUAGUGAUGUCAAUAUAUGUAUUUCCCAAGCUGUGUUGGGAGGUACAUUGAAGAUCCCUGGUGUAUACGAAGAUAUACUUUUAAAGAUUCCCGCGGGGAGCCAUUCCCACAGUAGGAUCAGGAUGACUGGGAAAGGUGCGGCCCGUGUCAAUAGCCAUGGACGGGGUGACCACUACAUCCAUUUAAAAAUACAAGUACCCAAAUCAUUAACAGAUACACAGAAAGCUAUAAUUUUGGCUUUUGCUGAAACAGAAAAAGGAGUGAGUGGCACUAUUAACGGGCUGGUCGAUACUGAUAUAGGUUUGUGGGCUGUUGAGGACAAAGAUGGUGGUUUGUUGUCCAGGAUCAAAGCUGUUUUGAAUGAGGAAAACAACAGAAAAUAUAAUACCAAUACAUGCGAUACAAAAAUGGAAGACACCACAGAAUGUUUUACAAAAACAGAAAAACAGAAAGAAGACAGUGGUGAAAACAAAAACAAAGAAAAAAUUCAAGAUGUAAAUGAGGAAAAACAGGAGGCAGAUUCUGGACACAAAAUGAAUAAAAGUGAAAAUAUGGAAAAAGCAAAGAAAAGCAAUGAAAACAAAAGUGAGAAAACGUCUGUAGAUGAUGAUGAUGAUGAUGAAAAUGAUGGUAAAAGUGGUGUGAGAAGUUCUUGUUGACAUUAAACCUUGAAGACAGCUUGACAAAGCUAUGCCAAGGCAGAUUAACUGUCAACAUUGAGUGGUUUUGUGUGAUGUGCAACUAACAGUCUUACUUGGACACAUCUUGUGGCGUGUCUACUCUGAAACACCAGGCUGUGAAGUUACUGUAACAGAAAACUUACUAUGAUUCGUUUGUAGAAUAAAACAUUGCACAAUGAAGGAUUAAUUUUCAAGAAUGGAGGAAACAUAAUUUGAUUCUUAUAAAACAUUUUCAUCAGCAUUUACUUGAAGGAAUCCAUGAACUGCAUGAAAAAAGAUUUUAAAAAGAUUGAUUAGAAUGGAUAUGUUAAAGAGAAAUAAGUUUAAUAUUUUGGGUAUUUGCUUGUCAUGUUUGAUGUUACAUCUAUCAUCCUAUAGAUUGAUUGUUAACCGUCUAAAAUAUUUUUGUGUAUGUGUGUGGAUGUAAUACGAGAGAAAACCUGAAAGUUUAAAAGAGUUCUGUAAAAUGGAACCACAUUAAUUGAACUUCAGUAAAAUGGAACCAAAUGUAAGUAAUUUAUUCCAGGAGAUUACGUAGAUUAAAAAGCCUGUUUCUACCACAA
Pecten maximus is the source of this 2370-nucleotide messenger RNA. Its product is annotated as protein tumorous imaginal discs, mitochondrial-like. Gene Ontology annotation, molecular function: heat shock protein binding; ATP binding. The record is from RefSeq and is a predicted model, not a curated record. Gene Ontology annotation, cellular component: mitochondrion. Lineage: Eukaryota; Metazoa; Mollusca; Bivalvia; Pectinida; Pectinidae. The coding region runs from base 104 to 1786 and encodes 560 amino acids. Gene Ontology annotation, biological process: protein folding; response to heat; mitochondrion organization. The transcript is spliced from 12 exons.